AUGCCAGAACCACUUUCUACUACUCGUCAAACUAACUUUUUUCCUUCCGCUGAGCGGCUUAGUUCCUCUGAUAACCAGUCUUUUGCCCACCAUAUACAAACCCUUUACCAACUAGAAGCUCCUAACGCAAAUAUUUACCUCGCUUUAUCUUCUCAACUUCCCGUCUCAAAUCUUAUAGAAACUUUUCACGCUUCUUCUAAACAAAUUGACCUUUGGCUUGAAUAUGCUAAUAUCGCUAUUUUCGCUUUGGAGUUGGAUGUUCGGGAAGGAACAAACGUCAAAAGUGUCGGUGAAAUGGACGUUCUAAUUCAUAAAUUCGCUCCAAAUAUUGAUUUAUUACAGGAGUUGUCUCAAUCAAUCUUUAAUAACUUAAAAGUCCCUAACGACGAAGAAAAAAGAAAAGAUAUUCAGGACUCUCUGGAUAGAAUAAAUGCUGACUGGGUGGAUACAAAAGCCUUCUUUGGAAGGGUAAAAAAAGAAAUGUCCGAAUCAAAACAACGUCGUGAACUUUUAGAUACUAUGGAUCUAAUUUUAGCUUCAAUAGAAGAAUUAAAUACAAGUAUUUUCGAAUAUCAAGAACAAAGACUUAGUGGUGAGAAUGGAAAUGACUUGUUUCAUUUUCCAAAAUUAAGUUCUAGUCCUACAAAUAAACCUUCUAAUUUCAUUAGUAAUAAUUCUCACAAUGAGUUUAGUUCGAGAUCUGAUGUUGCUUUAAUGCAAUUGGAUUCUCGUUUAGAACCUUUAUCUGCUAGAAUUGAAUAUUUAAGAUCUCGUUUAUCUGCUCCAAAUGCUCCUUCUGAUCCUAAUGGUGCUUUAGCAAAAAAGAAUAAUAUUUUAUCAAGUAAAUGGGAUGCUUUAAAACAUGAAAUGGAAUCUCUGAGAGAAGAAUUAAAAGAGGAUAGAUGGUUAGGUGUUUUUAAACAAGUAACUGGUAACGCUGGUCAAAUGAUGGAUUCACUUGAAAGAGCUGUUAGACAAUGUAAGGACUUUAUAGCAAGAGCUAUUAGUAGAGUUGAUUCUCCUUUACCAUUAAGAAUGCUUCAACAAAAUAAAGCUAUAACGUAUAAAAAUUAUCAAAGAUUAUAUAAAACUUUUGAUGCUAAAAGAAAAUAUUAUGUUCCAACUGUAACUAAAAUGCUUACAAUGUUGGCAAAUGGAAUUAAUCAACAAAUGACAAAAGAUCGUGAUGCAAUUAAAAAAUAUAAAUCUAUGAAAGAUC
Racocetra persica is the source of this 1219-nucleotide messenger RNA. The record is from the annotation of a GenBank genome assembly. Lineage: Eukaryota; Fungi; Glomeromycota; Glomeromycetes; Diversisporales; Gigasporaceae.